This is a messenger RNA of Budorcas taxicolor (takin), 5750 nucleotides long. It is a transcript of the gene ARHGEF12, whose product is annotated as Rho guanine nucleotide exchange factor 12. The transcript is spliced from 40 exons. Gene Ontology annotation, cellular component: cytoplasm. NCBI's taxonomy places the organism in Eukaryota, Metazoa, Chordata, Mammalia, Artiodactyla, Bovidae. Gene Ontology annotation, molecular function: GTPase activator activity; guanyl-nucleotide exchange factor activity; G protein-coupled receptor binding. The coding region runs from base 411 to 5078 and encodes 1555 amino acids. Gene Ontology annotation, biological process: G protein-coupled receptor signaling pathway; Rho protein signal transduction. The record is from RefSeq and is a predicted model, not a curated record.
CCAGCGGGCCCCGGCUCGGCGGCGGGGAUUUGCAGGCCCCCGAGACCCCGACGAGGAGCCCAUCCUGCCCCGGACGGACUCCUGAGGUCCGUUCCCCGCGCGGCUCGCCGACUUCCCUCCGUGACGAAGUUUUCUCCGGCGCUUUCCCAAGGAUCGCUCCCUAGUUUUAGACCUCGCCUUCUGGCGGACUUGCUCGGUUUGUUUGGGGAGAUAACUUGCUUCGCUCCAACCCGCAUCCCCUCUCCUUGACCCCUGCCAGUCGGAAGUUCUAGAUGACUGAAUGGAGUUUUGAGUUGGACUCUGGUGUCCCCUACGGAGUCGGGCCUGAUCCCGGAGCGCUGGGGGUGGGGUGGAGGUGUUACUGUAAAAUGCAAGUUGGAUAAAAGGAGGACCUCUCGCCAAGGGCCCCAAUGAGUGGCACACAGUCUACUAUCACCGACAGGUUUCCCCUCAAAAAACCUAUAAGGCAUGGAAGUAUUUUGAACCGAGAGUCACCAACAGAUAAGAAGCAGAAAGUUGAGCGCAGUACAUCACAUGAUUUUGACCCCACAGAUAGCUCCUCCAAGAAGACAAAGUCUAGUUCAGAGGAGAGUAGAUCCGAGAUAUAUGGUCUUGUUCAGCGUUGUGUGAUCAUCCAGAAGGAUGACAAUGGAUUUGGGCUGACGGUCAGUGGAGACAACCCAGUGUUCGUACAGUCUGUCAAAGAAGAUGGAGCAGCCAUGCGGGCUGGAGUACAGACAGGUGAUCGAAUCAUCAAGGUGAAUGGAACUCUGGUGACUCAUUCAAACCAUUUGGAAGUGGUGAAGCUAAUCAAAUCUGGUUCCUAUGUAGCUCUCACUGUUCAGGGACGCCCACCUGGGUCGCCCCAGAUUCCACUUGCUGAUUCUGAAGUAGAGCCAUCAGUCACUGGACAUAUGUCUCCCAUCAUGACAUCCCCUCAUUCACCUGGAGCAUCUGGGAAUAUGGAGAGAAUUACUAGUCCUGUGCUCAUGGGGGAAGAAAACAAUGUGGUUCAUAACCAGAAAGUAGAAAUUCUGAGAAAAAUGUUACGGAAAGAACAGGAACGGCUUCAGCUUCUGCAGGAAGACUACAACCGAACACCUGCUCAGAGAUUGCUGAAAGAGAUCCAGGAGGCCAAGAAACACAUUCCUCAGCUGCAAGAGCAGUUGUCCAAAGCCACGGGCUCCGCUCAGGAUGGAGCUGUAGUUACAUCCUCCAAGCCGUUAGGUGACGGGCUAGCAGUUGAAGGAGAAACAGAUGCUGGUGAUGGGCCAGGCAGGCUUGACUAUGGCAGCGGAGACGCUUCUCGGCCUAGGAGUGACAGUGCCGAUAGUCCCAAGAGUGGCUUGAAAGAGAAGAUUUAUCUAGAGGAAAACCCAGAGAAAAGUGAAGCAGUUCAGGACACUGACACUCAGUCACUUGUUGGGAGUCCCUCUACCCGUGUGGCCCCUCAUAUUAUUGGAGCAGAGGACGAUGACUUUGGUAGUGAACAUGAACAGAUCAAUGGGCAGUGCAGCUGUUUUCAGAGCAUUGAACUGCUAAAAUCUCGCCCUGCUCACUUGGCUGUCUUCUUACACCAUGUAGUUUCCCAGUUUGACCCUGCAACAUUGCUCUGUUAUCUCUAUUCAGACCUAUAUAAACAGACCAAUUCCAAGGAGACCCGUCGUGUCUUCCUUGAGUUCCAUCAGUUCUUCCUGGAUCGAUCUGCUCACCUGAAGGUUUCUGUUCCUGAUGAAAUAUCAGUAGAUCUAGAAAAAAGACGGCCAGAGCUUAUUCCUGAGGAUCUACAUCGCCACUAUAUCCAAACUAUGCAAGAAAGAGUCCACCCAGAAGUUCAGAGGCACUUGGAAGAUUUUCGGCAGAAGCGCAGCAUGGGGCUGACCUUGGCUGAAAGCGAACUGACUAAACUUGAUGUAGAGCGAGACAAGGACCGGUUAACUUUGGAGAAAGAACGGGCAUGUGCAGAACAGAUUGUUGCCAAAAUUGAAGAAGUGUUGAUGACCGCUCAGGCUGUAGAAGAAGAAAAGAGUUCGACAAUGCAAUAUGUUAUUCUCAUGUACAUGAAACAUUUGGGAGUAAAAGUGAAAGAACCUCGAAAUUUGGAGCACAAGCGAGGUCGCAUUGGAUUCCUUCCAAAAAUCAAGCAAAGUAUGAAGAAAGAUAGAGAAGGCGAAGAAAAGGGGAAGCGAAGAGGAUUCACCAGCAUCUUGGGACCCCCUAGGAGACCAAGCCGCCACGACAACAGUGCAAUUGGCAGAGCCAUGGAACUACAGAAGCAGCGCCACCCUAAGCACUUGUCCACGCCCUCAUCUGUGAGUCCUGAACCUCAGGAUUCUGCGAAGUUGCGCCAGGGUGGAUUAGCAAGCGAAGGAGCAGACAUUGGCUACCUGCCAGCCAAUUCCACGUCCUCCAUGGUUUCAGGGGCCACUCUUUCCCAGGAAGGAGGGAAAGAGAAUGAUAUGGGAUCAAAACAAGCUGGAGAAAUGCCAGCAUCUGGAGACUCCUUGGAUGGCACUCCUCGUACUCCCAACACCAUCUUUGAUUUCCCACCUCCUCCAUUAGACCAGGUGCAGGAGGAGGAAUGGGAAGUGGAAAGAGUGACUGAACAUGGGACACCAAAGCCUUUUCGAAAGUUUGACAGCAUAGCUUUUGGAGAAAGUCAGAGUGAGGAUGAACAGUUUGAAAAUGACUUAGAGACGGACCCACCCAACUGGCAACAGCUCGUCAGUCGAGAAGUGUUAUUGGGACUAAAGCCUUGUGAGAUCAAAAGACAGGAAGUAAUUAAUGAAUUGUUCUGCACUGAAAGAGCUCAUGUUCGAACAUUGAAGGUUCUAGAUCAAGUGUUUUAUCAGCGAGUGUCUAGAGAAGGAAUUUUGUCACCUUCAGAACUACGGAAAAUUUUUUCAAACUUAGAAGAUAUUCUUCAACUUCACAUUGGAUUGAAUGAGCAAAUGAAGGCUAUUCGGAAGAGGAAUGAGACCUCUGUUAUUGAUCAGAUUGGGGAAGAUUUGCUGAUCUGGUUCAGUGGACCCGGGGAGGAAAAGUUGAAACAUGCUGCUGCCACCUUUUGCAGUAACCAACCCUUUGCCCUGGAAAUGAUCAAGUCUCGCCAGAAAAAGGAUUCUCGAUUCCAGACUUUUGUGCAAGAUGCUGAGAGUAAUCCACUGUGUCGUCGUCUGCAGCUUAAGGAUAUCAUUCCCACUCAAAUGCAGAGGCUUACUAAGUACCCUCUUCUCUUGGACAAUAUUGCCAAAUACACAGAGUGGCCACCAGAAAGGGAGAAGGUGAAGAAAGCUGCAGAUCACUGUCGUCAGAUCUUAAAUUAUGUGAACCAGGCUGUUAAGGAGGCAGAGAACAAGCAGCGCUUGGAAGAUUAUCAGCGUCGCCUUGAUACCUCUAAUCUGAAGUUGUCAGAAUACCCAAAUGUUGAAGAGCUCAGGAAUUUGGAUUUAACAAAAAGGAAGAUGAUUCAUGAAGGCCCAUUGGUUUGGAAGGUGAAUAGAGAUAAAACUAUUGAUCUAUAUACAUUGCUGCUGGAAGAUAUUCUUGUAUUGUUACAAAAGCAGGAUGAUAGACUGGUGUUAAGGUGUCACAGUAAGAUUCUGGCAUCUACAGCUGACAGCAAACACACAUUUAGCCCUGUCAUCAAGUUGAAUACGGUGUUGGUUCGACAAGUGGCAACAGAUAACAAAGCUUUAUUCGUCAUCUCCAUGUCUGAUAAUGGAGCCCAGAUUUAUGAAUUGGUGGCACAGACAGUUUCUGAAAAGACUGUCUGGCAGGACCUAAUAUGUCGGAUGGCCACAUCCGUGAAGGAGCAGUCCACAAAGCCGAUCCCACUGCCCCAGCCGCCGCCGUGCGAAGGAGACAAUGAUGAAGAAGAACCUCCAAAAUUAAAAGUGGAGCAUCAUGACAUUUCAGUCACUGGUCUGCAGAGUCCAGACAGAGAUUUGGGAUUGGAGUCUCCUUUAAUGUCAUCAAAACCUCAGUCUCAUUCGCUGGGUACCUCUGGGAAGUCGGAAGUAGAUGACCUCUUUGUGGCUGAGAGACAGUUUGCAAAGGAACAGCAUGCAGACGGGACACUAAAGGAAGUUGGAGUGAAUUAUCAAAUCAUAAUCCCAGAUCCACACUUGCCUGUCUCAGAAGAACGGUGGGCACUGGAUGCACUAAGGAAUUUGGGUUUGUUGAAGCAGCUGCUGGUACACCAGCUGGGCUUGACUGAGAAGAGCACUCAGGAAGACUGGCCACAUUUUCCAAGAUGCAGGACAGCCUCUCUGGGGGUGCAGGCAGACAGUGGAACCCAGAACCCUGAAAAUAUUAAGGCCUGUCAUCCUGUUGAAGCACAGAUGCCCUUUAGAACUGGAACUGGUGACAUUUCAACUUGUUACAGUCCACGGACUUCAACUGAAUCUUCUGCCCGACGGGAUUCAGUAGUACUGGCAUUCCAAGAGAGCCAGGCAAGUGACAUUUUAGUAAUGGACCACAUGAUUAUGACCCCAGAGAUGCCUCCCUCAGAGCCAGAAGGGGGUCUUGAUGAGAGUGGAGAGCACUUUUUUGAUGCCCGUGAAGCACAUAGUGAUGAUAAUCCAUCAGAAGGUGAUGGAGCAGUUAAAAAGGAAGAGAAGGAUGUUAAUUUGCGCAUCUCAGGAACCUAUCUGAUCCUUGAUGGCUAUGACCCGGUGCAGGAGAGCUCCACAGACGACGAGGUUGCUUCCUCGUUCCCCCUUCAGCCCGGGGCAGGCAUCCCCUCUCUGGACUCUGGACACCAGCAGCAGCCUUCUCCCCAGAAUGCUCAUUCUGACGGGGCUGUUUCACCAUUCACCCCAGAAUUCCUGGUCCAGCAGCGCUGGGGAACUAUGGAGGAUUCCUGUUUUGAGAUCCAGAGUCCCUCUGCUUGUGCUGAUUCACAAAGCCAGAUCAUGGAGUACAUUCGUAAAAUAGAGGCUGACCUUGAACACUUAAAGAUAAAAGUUAGAGCCGCGUGUCCUGGAGGUGACUGCAGGUUGUUGGAUUUGAGCACCAGCCUUGUCUCACCAUGUCCUGGCUCCAGUGUGGACGCUGAGAGAGAGUGUGACGUGUGACAGAGAAUCUGCCUGCAAAUACCCUGGGGGAGCCAUGCCCCCUGGGGCCCAGAGCAGGACUGGGUCUUCACAGCCUGGCAGCUGCACAAGUCUGUCCGCGAGGGGACAUCCGUGCUCUCGCCCUGCUCUUCUCACUCUCAGAAAUCCAUUUUGAUUCAGAACAGAAACCAAAUGUAUAGAGCUUUGGGUGUAGAAUAUGAAAUUUUACUUAGACUUAAGAAAAAGAGAAAAUCAGAUGUAUUUAUUUGACUUCAUUCCGUAUUUGAAAGCACAUUUUAAUUUUUAUUUUGCCAUGUUUUGUUUUAAUUGAGUAGUGAGAGUUUUAGCCCUUUGUAUUUAGUACACCCAAGGAUUGAGUGCUCCUGAAGCAGAGUUCAGGAUGGGGUAUCAGGAGGUGGCUGGAGAGGUGAAGAGGGGGACGGAGUGGGCAGAGGAGGGAGGAGCAUGAGGGCUCUACUGGAUGAUGUCCCGUGCCCUCUGCUGUCCCAUAGGCUGCUUGUCUGAGGGUCCCCUCAAAAGUGUACCCCAGAGUCCUCUGCCGCGACUCCUACGAGCAGAGGACUUGAGCUGUGUGCUCCCAGGUGGGGGGCUCCUCCCACCCGAGGCCAGCACCUCUUCUCUGUAGCUGGGAUCCGCUCCCGAUGAACAGGAAUCCUCAAUGUACUAAAUAGC